AUGGGAGCAAUCUUAAGCCGUUCUUCUUUGAACCACUCAUCUACAACACCGGCAUCACCGUCUAACAGCAAUAAACGGUUCAAAACUCAAAUCACCAACUUUUCCUCUAGCCAAUCCAGUGGCAAAGCUCAAUCGGAACCGAAUCGAACGAGCUUGCGAAAAAGGACACCAUCUAAAGGCCACCUCAAUCGUCAUGACCAUACGUCAUGUGAUGAUGACGAUUUAGAUUCCAUGUGUGCAAUCAAGCGAACUCUUUCCGACGUUUCAUCUGCGUCCCCGUCAUCCAAACGGCAGCAAACACAAAACAACAACAAGAAACAUGACACCACCUUGAGAAUGUCCCUUCAAAUUGAAAUUGGAUCUCAUUCGAACAAACUACAAGCUCCUCAACAUGAAAAAGAGUGUCCUAAACAAUGCGAGAUUCGAUCAAAUGAAGAUGUAGUUUCUGAGGAUUCCAGUAACAGUGAUGAAAGUACAACUUCGUCCAACAAUUUACCUCCUCAGGAACCAUUGUCUUCGAAUCAUAACAAAGUAGGAGAUGAAUCAAGUUGGAAUGGAUGUGACAAUGAUAUUGAUUCAAUCGAGGAAGCGUAUAAAACCUUACUCAAAAACUCAACAUUGGGUAAAACUGCCAAUGAGAUUUUACACAAGAAAACCAUCGGCAUGCCAUCAAGCCCAAAAACAUCAAGUCACAAAACCAAACGAGAGAUGAAUGGCUCCAUUUCUAAUUCAAAAUCCAACAUAAUAUCAUCCUCUAAAGGAAUGAAAGGAGUUCUAAAGGAGCAACCUGUAUUGCCAGAGGCAUUGAGAAGAAGAACGGAAACCACAGGUUACACUGAUCAUGGUGGUCAUCAGAAUGUGACCUGUAUCGCAAUCCAGACAACAUCAUCUCCUUCACAACAUUCGACAAGCUCUUCUUCAACACCUUCAGUGACAACAGGUCAUAACUCUUCGCUCUCCCUUCCCAUCUCUUCCAAUGCUAGUAGUAGUUGUAAUAAUAAUAAUCAUUUACUUCUUCAUAAUCCUGCCUCCCCAUUUCCCCUCACUCCAAAAUCGAAUCAACCCUUACCAGUGUCAGCGUUUAAUUGCACUCUGAAUGAUGAAAAUGUCCAAGCUGUUCCUGACAGUGGCAAGAAUUCUAAAGGUUUAUCCUCAUCUUUGACCACACCAAAUGGCAUUGUUCUCACUCCUUUGAGACGAAGAAAACAAGUCUUUCAGGAAGAUGUUCAAACGGAUGUCUCUGCCCCAGUCAUUCAAGUAUUAAGUCCUGAAGAACAACAAGUUGCUGUUCAAAAUAAGCCUCACCUCAAAUGGGCAGAACAAAAGAAACGAAAUAUGAUCAAAAAUAGGAGUCAAUCUAGGCUGAUAUGUGACGGUGAAAUGUUAGGUGUCAAUAAGGCUCAGAAAAAAAAGGUGAAAAUACGAACGAGUGACGACCAAGAAAUUCUUCUCAUCAAAUAA
Messenger RNA from Naegleria lovaniensis, 1461 nucleotides. RefSeq lists its product as uncharacterized. The transcript has a single exon. Bases 1 to 1461 code for a protein of 486 amino acids. The record is from RefSeq and is a predicted model, not a curated record. Lineage: Eukaryota; Heterolobosea; Eutetramitea; Acrasida; Naegleriidae.